GAAAUGUCGGAGGUAGAUCGGUUUGGGCUAAAACAGCCUCCUCAGAAUUCAGAAAUCAAAAUGGACAAUAUAAUACGUUAGUGAUGAAAGACUAGAAAAUAUAAUAUAUAGGUACCUGAUUAUUGUGAUUGUGAAGAUUCUUUUCAAGAUGUAUACAAUCUUCAUUCCCUUAGUGAUAAUAUUGAUAGCUAUUACUUCAGUAACUAAAGCAGAAUGCCAAACAAGACAAAUAUACUGCUACGAAUGUGACUCCUGGUCAGAUAUGAGGUGUAAAGACCCCUUCAACUAUACCGCCCUACCAAGAGACCAACCCCCAUUGAUGACAUGUAAUGGAUGCUGUGUCAAGAUGGUUCGAAAUGCGAAAUCACCAUACGAAGUGGUGAGACGAACCUGUACCAGUCAGCUCCAGAUCAAUCUCUUCAUGGUAGAUCACGUGUGCAUGAUGGAAAGUAGCGGAACGGGUCACAUGUGCUUUUGUGAGGAGGAUAUGUGCAACACUGCACGAAAAAUUGUCGGAAUUACAGAAAGCGUUUACCUGCUACCCGUAGUGUUGUUCCUUUCACGUCUGUGCAUGAGGUAG
Phaedon cochleariae (mustard beetle) is the source of this 580-nucleotide messenger RNA. The record is from the annotation of a GenBank genome assembly. NCBI's taxonomy places the organism in Eukaryota, Metazoa, Arthropoda, Insecta, Coleoptera, Chrysomelidae.